ACAUUAACCAACUUUUCCCUCUUUUAAAUUCUCUACCGCAGUCGCCUGGGAGACAUCGUCGAGGAUGAAGAAUGGGUACACCAUUGGAGACGUCUGGAGCUUCGAGCGCCACCACCAAGCCCUUCCGCCUCCCGAUGCUCCCUCCCACGUUGUUUUGGGCUUGGACGGUGGCACCACCUCCACCGUCUGCGUCUGCAUCCCUCUCCAACACCUCCACCUCCACCCUCACUCCGAUCCUCCUCCCCUCCUCGCCCGCGCCGUCGCCGGUUGUUCCAACCACAACAGCGUUGGAGAAGCUGCUGCCAGGGAGACAUUGGAACAGGUUAUGGCUGAAGCCCUUUCAAAAUCAGGUUCAAAUAGGUCUGCUGUUCAAGCUGUUUGCUUAGGUGUUUCUGGUGUUAACCAUCCUACAGAUCAGGAAAUGAUAUUAAGUUGGCUAAGGCCCAUAUUCCCAAGCCAUGUCAAGCUGUAUGUUCAGAAUGAUUCUGUAGCAGCUCUGGCAAGUGGGACUAUGGGAAAGCUUCAUGGUUGUGUUUUAAUUGCUGGUACGGGGUGCAUUUCUUAUGGGAUUACUGAAGAUGGAAGAGAAGCUCGAGCUGCUGGUGCUGGACCUGUCUUAGGUGAUUGGGGAAGUGGCUAUGGUAUUGCUGCACAGGCAUUGACAGCAAUAAUAAGGGCUCAAGAUGGUCGCGGUCCACAGACAAUGCUUACAAAUAGCAUUCUAAACACACUUGGUCUUUCCUCUUCAGAUGAACUCAUAGGGUGGACCUAUGCAGACCGAUCCUGGGCCCGCAUUGCAGCACUUGUUCCGGAAGUGGUAUCUUGCGCAGAAGCUGGAGAUCAAAUUGCAAAUAAAAUUCUAGUUGAUGCAGUUCAAGAAUUGGCUCUGAGUGUGAAAGCUGUUGUUCAAAGACUUUGCUUGUGUGGUGAAGAUGGAAAUGGUUCUUUCCCUAUUGUGAUGGUUGGUGGUGUUCUUGAAGCUAAUAAGAGAUGGGAUAUAGGAAAAGAGGUUAUUAGCUGUAUCCACAAGAACUUUCCAGGGGCUCGUCCAAUCAGACCAAAGGUGGAGCCUGCAGUUGGUGCAGCUUUGCUUGCCUGGAAUUUCUUGACAAAAGAAUCCAAAGGGAACUGCUAUAGCUGACAGGGGAUGUCUUCUAAGCGUUUUACUGUAUAGUUGAAACUAUGACAAGAGUCGCAAGACACCAGAAGAAUAAUUAUUAUAAUUUGCCCAUCCAGUGUAUGUCAAACUUCUCCCUAACAAUUUAAAUAAUCUUCCCCCAAACCACAUCUUGUACCAUUUCCUUUUCAAUGUCCUGUAUUCAGAAGUUAACACGAACAGAAACACUACGCCUACAUUCUGGUUUCAAUUUUAUUUUUCCCACAAGUUUAAUGCCUA
Vitis vinifera (wine grape) is the source of this 1396-nucleotide messenger RNA. RefSeq lists its product as uncharacterized. The transcript is spliced from 7 exons. The record is from RefSeq and is a predicted model, not a curated record. Bases 65 to 1141 code for a protein of 358 amino acids. NCBI's taxonomy places the organism in Eukaryota, Viridiplantae, Streptophyta, Magnoliopsida, Vitales, Vitaceae.